Molecule: messenger RNA, 1605 nt
Organism: Tarenaya hassleriana
Lineage: Eukaryota; Viridiplantae; Streptophyta; Magnoliopsida; Brassicales; Cleomaceae
Product: ankyrin repeat-containing protein NPR4-like
Exons: 4
Coding region: 68-1570 (500 amino acids)
Molecular function (GO): protein binding
Source: RefSeq, a predicted model, not a curated record
AUCACGAAGAUGUUCGUUCUUGUAUCGUUUCUCUGCCUUGACUGUUCCUUUAAAGUUUCAUUCAGAAAUGGAUCAAAGAUUGAGAGGAGCUGCACAGUCUGGAAGCAUUGACGAGUUAUACGCACUGAUUCACGAGGAUCCGCAUGUUCUUGAGAACGUCGAUGAUGUGCCUUUCGUCGAAACUCCUCUCCACGUAGCUGCAGCCUGUGGAGAAACAGAUUUCGCCAUGGAAAUGAUGAAUCUGAAGCCGGGUUUUGCCAGGAAGCUGAACACGAACGGGUUCAGUCCUCUGCAUCUUGCAGUGGACUGCGACCAAACCCGGAUCGCCCUCGAGCUUGUCAAGGUCGAUCCAGGCCUUGUCCGUGUCCGGGGGAGGGAAGGCAUGACGCCGUUGCAUCAUGUGGUAAGGAGAGGAGGAGCCGAUCUUGUCACGGAGUUCCUCUUGGCUUGCCCCGAAUGUAUUAGAGAUGUAAACACGAAAAGCGAGACUGCUCUACACAUUGCCGUGCUGAACGAUAGAUUCGAAGAGCUUCAAGCUCUCACGGGAUGGGUCCAGAGAAUGCGCCAGAAGGAUGCUGCUUCUGUCGAGAUUCAAGUUUUAAAUCGGCGAGAUCGGGACGGUAACACGGCUUUACACCUCGCUGCUUAUCAUAACAAACAACAGGCUCUAAACCUAUUGCUGAAAUGUCCUGCCGUUAAUCGUAACAUCCAGAACGUGAGUGGUCUGACACCCUUUGAUAUCUUACAAACCAAGGGACAUCACACGAAAAGAGAUUUAAACAAUAUGGCACGGAAUUUCGGGUGCGAGAAUUCGGCCUCUCUGCCCAAAACCAAGACAGCAUCUGAUUUCUUGAGAUCGCCAAUCACAUUCUCGGAUUACUACUCGACCACGAUGGUGCGUUAUAGGAAUAGUAUGUCAGAGGGAACUCGUGGAGCCCUUCUGGUCAUAGCGGCUCUGAUAAUCACGGUCACUUAUCAGACGGCCCUCCAGCCGCCGGGAGGCGUGCACCAAGACGGCGGCAGCAAGGCAGGUACGGUGGUGAUGAAAGAAAUCUACUUCAUACUCCUAUGGGCCUUCAAUUCUAUGGCCUUUUGGACGGCUCUUGUAUUGACGUUUAAUCUCUUACCGGUGGGUGGAGAAUACACGCUAUCGUUCUUCGCGAUAUCGGUUCCUCUGUUUGUUUCUUAUGCAAUAUCAAUAGCUGUGAUAUCUAAUGACUCGGUAUUGUAUCUCGUGAGGACCUUGAGCAUGUGCCUGCUCGGGGUUCCGGCUACUCUGAUCCACUUCUUCUUGAAGUGGAAGUGGUCUAAGCUGAAGAAGAUGCCCGGACCGAGAAGUGAACUCAUUGUGGAAGGUUUCACGACCAUGGGUCUCGCGCGAGGAGUCGAGCAAAGCAAGAUGCAUGCUUGGCUCGUGCGCGUGGACUUGGGGUUUGACCCGCAGGCGCCUAAGCCCAACUACGGCCCGAGCGUUAGGCGCGCCUGGUGGCCAGGUCCGGCGGACUGCGGUUCAUGGGGACUGUUAGGGGUGGGUGGUGGCCAGUUCGUCUCCGUUUGUAAGGGUAGGUAGUCACGGGGUUUUCCAAUGUAUAAAAAAAAAUAAAA